This is a messenger RNA of Mesorhabditis spiculigera, 462 nucleotides long. Lineage: Eukaryota; Metazoa; Nematoda; Chromadorea; Rhabditida; Rhabditidae. The record is from the annotation of a GenBank genome assembly.
AUGAGUUGUGCCGAUAGCUAUUCCGGUUAUUACCCGCCGGACUGGCCGUACGGUUAUUCCAACGGCAAUGUUCAGCCACCACCUCCAUACCCCAGUCCGCCGUCAGGAUCAGAAGCCUGGCUGCCAAAUUCGCAUUUCCCGCCGCAGGGCGCUUCGGGCAACUUGGCGCCCCUUGCCAAUACUUAUAAAUGGAUGCAUACAAAGCGGACGGUGAAGCCAGCCCCCAAAAAGAAGGUGAUCGACCCCGACAACCAGAACCGCACCAACUUCUCCACCCACCAACUCACCGAGCUCGAAAAGGAGUUCCACACCGCCAAAUAUGUAAAUCGAUCCCGGAGAACGGAGAUCGCCAACUCGUUGAAGCUGAAUGAGGCCCAGGUGAAAAUCUGGUUUCAAAACCGGCGGAUGAAGGAGAAGAAGCGGGAAAAGGAGAAGGCGUUUUUGGCGAAAAGUGGUGGGUUU